Molecule: messenger RNA, 1377 nt
Organism: Medicago truncatula (barrel medic)
Lineage: Eukaryota; Viridiplantae; Streptophyta; Magnoliopsida; Fabales; Fabaceae
Exons: 2
Coding region: 1-1377 (458 amino acids)
Molecular function (GO): RNA-DNA hybrid ribonuclease activity; nucleic acid binding
Source: RefSeq, a predicted model, not a curated record
AUGACAUCCUCUCGGUCACAGAUGAUUGCGGGAAUGCUUGGGUUUAGUGCUGGCACCUUUCCUUUUUCUUAUCUCAAAUGCCCCAUUUUCAAAGGUACAAAGAUUAAUUUAUGGACUGACAACUGGCUUGGCAAUAGUCUGCUGGAGUUGUUGCAAAUUCCGCUCGCAAUUCACAAUCAACUGCGUGCUAUAGUUGCUGACAUUAUUGCUGAUGGGGCCUUGCUGCUCCCUGCAGCAGCGCUGAUGGGGCCUACUGCUCCUUUGCUGGAUUCCCUUGUCUGGCUCCACUCAUCAAACAGUAAAUUAACUUCGAAACUUGCUCUCAAUUUUCUGAAACCUGCUGUUGUUAAUUUACCAUGGGCUGCUGUAAUUUGGAAAUCUUGCAUCCCUCCUGCGCAUUCAUUUAUUCUUUGGUGCAUUAUGCAUGGGAAAAUUCCCACGGAUGAAAACCUUCGUCGUCGUGGAUGUAUUAAUGUUUCGAUUUGCAGCUUCUGUUUACGCACGGAUGAAUCCUACGAACAUUUGUUUCUUCAUUGUCCCUUUGCAAAGAAUAUUUGGUUAUGGCUGGGCGGUCUCCUUCAUACCCCUUUUGACAUACUAUCUUUUGCGGCCCUGCUUGGUUCUAUUCCGCAAAAUUGUUCUUCCCAAAUUCAUGACAUCCAUUUGGCUGCGGUAAUUCACUCUCUUCAUGGUAUUUGGAUGGCGCGGAAUUCUUUGCGUUUCACUGACCAAACAGCCUCUUUACACUCGACAAAGGUUCAUAUUCUGGUGGCUAUUAGCUUUAGUGGCAAUAUUUCGACUGGUAAAUGUAUUGUUUCAGAUGCAAAUAUUCUAGAUGCUUUAUUGGUCUCUCCCCACAAUCGUCGUGUUAGCGAUAUUUUGAUGGUGUAUUGGAAGGCCCCCUUGGCCCCUUGGAUAAAAUUGAACACAGAUGGCUCUCUAAUUGGUUCUCAUGCAGCUUGUGGGGGCCUGUUCCGUGACCACCGAGGCUCCCUUUUAGGCGCCUUUGUCUGUAAUAUUGGCACAUCUACUGUUUUUUAUGCUGAGGUAUACGCUUUUCUUCUUGCUUUGGAGUAUGCAGCUCAGAACGGUUGGAGGAAUGUCUGGUUAGAGAGUGAUUCGACGAUUGCUCUUUUGGUCUUUAAAAACCGGUCGCUUGUUCUGGUUUUACUCCAUAAUGGCUGGCAUAAUGUUUGCAACCAAGGAAUUCAAAUUAUCUCAUCUCACGUCUUUAGGGAAGGGAACUGUUGUGCAUAUUUUCUGGCUAAUAUGGGACACACGACCCAAGGCAACGUUUGGUUAUCGGUGUUGCCUCAGACUAUUCAGACUGACUUCUUCUUGGACCGGAGUGGGUUCCCUCGUUCUAGGCUCCCGUAG